GAAUCUCUCUCUCUCUACACACACUCUCUCUCUCUCUCUCCUGAUUUGAUGCGCCUGUUCCUCAAUCCAACCCCGAUCAAAUUCAUUCGAUCUCUAUUCUCUUCUCCCCAUCACAAAUCCCCACUCCUCAGACCCAUCCGCGCCGAAUCAUCGCCAUCGGCGGCGAUCACAAUGUCGACGAUCACGAAGUCGACGUCCCUCGGAGCGGUCGCGGAGGAAGGCAUCGCGAGGCGGUUCUGGAUCAAGUUCAGGAAAGAGUCCACCCUCGCUCUCUACACUCCCUUCGUCGUCUGCUUGGCCUCGGGGGACCUCCGCCUCGACACCUUCCGCCAGUACGUCGCCCAGGACGUUCACUUUCUCAAGACCUUCGCCCAAGCGUAUGAGUUGGCGGAGGAGUGUGCAGAUGACGAUGAUGCAAAGGCUGCAAUCAGUCAGUUGAGGAAGGCUGUCCUAGAGGAGCUAAAAAUGCAUGAUUCUUUUGUCCAAGAAUGGGGUUCUGACAUGGUCAAAGAUUGCAGACUCAAUUCAGCUACAGUUAAGUACACCGAUUUCUUGUUAGCAACAGCUUCAGGGAAGGUUGAAGGAGUAAAAGGUCCAGGGAAACUUGCGACUCCUUUUGAAAAAACAAAACUUGCAGCUUAUACUUUAGGUGCCAUGACACCUUGCAUGAAGCUUUAUGCCUUUAUAGGGAGUGAGCUCCAGGCACUUCUUGAUUCCAACGAGAGUAGUAGACACCUCUACCAGAAAUGGGUCGAUAAUUAUGCGUGUGAAAGUUUUCAGGCAUCAGCACUGCAAACAGAGGACUUGUUGGACAAAUUAAGUGUUUCUUUGACCGGAGAGGAGCUGGACAUCAUUGAGAAGCUUUAUCAUCAAGCCAUGAAACUGGAAAUUGAAUUCUUCUGUGCUCAGCCACUUAAUCAACAAACAGUCGUUCCUCUGUUGACGGAACACAAGCCUGCAGAUAAUCUUUGUUUGAUAUUUUCUGAUUUUGAUUUGACGUGCACCGUUGUUGAUUCAUCUGCCAUAUUGGCGGAGAUUGCAAUAGUAACGGCACCAAAAUCUGAUCAGAUUCAAGCUGAAAAUCAGAUUGUUCGGAUGCCAUCAGCUGACUUGAGAAACACAUGGGGAGUUCUUUCUAGGCAGUAUACAGAAGAGCAUGAGCAAUGCAUUGAGAGAAUUUUGCUCCCUGACAAAGCUGAGAGAUUCAACUAUGAAGGUCUGCAUAAAGCACUUGAGCAACUUUCAGUUUUUGAAAAGGGGGCAAAUUCUAGAGUGAUUGAAUCUGGAGUACUUAAGGGUCUAAAUCUUGAAGACAUAAAACGGGCAGGGGAACGUUUAAUUCUCCAAGACGGUUGUACAGAUUUCUUCCAAAGCAUCAUAAAGAAUGCAAAUUUGAAUUCAAAUAUCCAUGUACUUUCCUAUUGUUGGUGUAGUGAUCUCAUUAGAUCAGCUUUUUCAUCAGGGGGUUUGAAUGUUCUGAAUGUACAUGCAAAUGAAUUUGUCUAUGACAAUUCUGUAUCUACUGGUGAAAUUGUUAAAAAGGUUGAAUCGCCCAUUGACAAGGUUCAGGCUUUUCGAGAUAUUCUUACGAAUCACAGAAGUGAAAAAAAGGACUUCACUGUUUAUAUUGGGGACUCAGUGGGUGACUUACUUUGUCUACUUGAAGCAGAUGUUGGAAUUGUGCUUGGAUCGAGUUCAAGUUUGAGGAGAGUGGGGAGUCAUUUUGGUGUUUCUUUUAUUCCAUUGUUCCCUGGCUUGGUUAAGAAGCAGAAAGAAUGUGUUGAAGGAAGCUCUUCUAGUUGGAAGGGGCUAUCUGGCAUUCUUUACACAGUCUCUAGCUGGGCUGAAAUACAUGCUUUCAUUUUGGGUUCGUAGAAACACUUUUUGUGCCCACGCACUCAUCGUAUGUAUGAUAGAACACACAUAUACAGGUUGGUGGCUAGUUUUAUUACGGGCCAUGGAUCAGUUGCUUUCCUCCAUUUAUGUAAUUCUACAGGGUCUUCUAUGCAGAGACGUAAACAGGCUUCUUUUGGCUGGUUGUGCUAAGCGGGGUAUUGAACGUUUUAUGCGGCAAUCAUAUCCCGAAAUGGAGGGCUAUCGACACUGUCCUACUAUAUGUCAAAAUUAAGUGGUACUCUUGUGCUUUCACAGGUUAUUGCUGUUCGGAAUUUUGUAGAAUGGCAAUUUAGAGGAAACAUGCUAUAUGUGGAUGUUGUGGCACUGGUUCUUAUGGAGAUAAGUUCUUGCAGGCCAUUUCUUGAUCUUUCAACUCUCCAUAAGUGAAUUAGUAGUAUGGCCUAAUCUUUGAUGUCAUACUGCUUUUAUAAUCCGAUAUCAGUCAUUUUUUUUGAUGAUUA
Molecule: messenger RNA, 2357 nt
Organism: Rhododendron vialii
Lineage: Eukaryota; Viridiplantae; Streptophyta; Magnoliopsida; Ericales; Ericaceae
Product: bifunctional TH2 protein, mitochondrial
Exons: 8
Coding region: 49-1875 (608 amino acids)
Cellular component (GO): cytosol
Source: RefSeq, a predicted model, not a curated record